Molecule: messenger RNA, 1725 nt
Organism: Owenia fusiformis
Lineage: Eukaryota; Metazoa; Annelida; Polychaeta; Sabellida; Oweniidae
Source: the annotation of a GenBank genome assembly
AAAAUUAAUUCAUUAUUUAAAUCGAUGCCGGACAGAUCAUUGGUAGAGAUAAGGGUAACAUUCGCUACUGACGUUUCAUUCACACAGGAUACCUAGUAUAUUUAACAAUGGGUUAAUGUAGAGAAAUGGAUUAUGAUAUUUAGCCUUAUAUAGUUCAAACAGUUUAAUCUAAACAAAAUCUGUAUUUGUCCUAUAUGAAUUACAGGAGUACAUGGAAACAUUUAAUAAGGAUCACCGACAAAUCAACGUAUUUUUGAUAGUUCAAUAUCUAUUAAACCAAAGGAAGCAUUAGUAAAAUGAUCAAAUGUCUAGGCAGGUCUCCCAAGAGGCCGUACAUCUGUGUGAUUUCUGUUAUAAUUCUAAUAAUUGUCAUGAAACUUUUUCGUGAUUGGAUAUAUAAGCCAGCAAGUUUUCACUACAAUAUCAGAUCCUACAAACAGAUGAAGUUGUCUUUUAUAUUGAUGACCCGUAACGACAAUUAUAGGGGGACAACGAUGGAGCGUCUGGCCACAACCCUGCGCGAGGUCUGCACAGGCAUGGAACGGAAUGGCCUCAGCGACGUCUCCGAAGUGGUAAUAACAGAUUGGAACUCGAAAUCCCCGGUGUAUCAAAUAGACUGGUUACAACCGGUGUAUUACCAUCACCCGAGUUGCAAAAUAUAUUGGGUGAAAGUCUCCCCUGAGAUAGCAGCAAAACAAGCAGAAUCGCCCCUCUCUGAGGUACACGCUCUUAACGUAGCAGCGAGGUUUGCACAUGGAGAAAUGAUACUCAGAAUAGAUCAAGAUACACUCGUAGGACCAGCAUUCUUUCAUUGGUUGAAGAUUCAACGACAACAAGGCUGGCCUGAGAUCAACAAAGUCUGGUGGAGUGGGAGACGAGACACUGAGAGAUUCGACUACGAGAAAAUCGUCAAAGAUCCCUAUCGGUUCCUUGAGCAGUACGGGAAAGCCAUCCCCUAUUGGUUUGAUAAUUGGUUUCCCUACAGGGCGACUAAAGAUUACUUCGGGGCUGCAAUAGGAGUAUUUGCCAUCCCCAAGGACGCUUGGAUGUGCUCCGGAGGGUAUAAUGAAGGGAUGAUCUAUUUUGCUUAUGUCGAAUGGGGAUUCUUCUGUCGUUUGCACAAAUAUGGCGUGCCCUUUAUCAAUACUAACUACUGGGGCGUUUCGGUCCAUAGUCCAUUCUAUCAUAUAUGGCAUCCUAGGAAUGAUAACAAAAGGUUCAAUCCAAGAUUCAUGUCAUAUAAAAAUGAAAGAAACUGGGGGCUACUAGAUGAAAAUCUCCCCGUAGUUGGUUGCUAUGGAGGAACAUGCAAUGAUAUAGGGACGUGGGAUAAAGUUGGUUCCAGAUUUAUACCUUACAAACUGAAUGGCUAUAGUUGUUUCCAUAACAAGACACAUGUAUUUAAAGGAGCACCUGAGUGUAACAAGGAAAAACUUCCAUUUGUAAAUAGAUUCAUAGUAAUCUAAAAUCUCAUUAAACGCCCGUCUGCAUCAGAUGGUCUGCAUUGUAAAAUACCCCCCCCCCCCAUCUAUCUUACUAGUACUCUUGGAGAUAUGUUGACAUUUUGUAAUCUCUCUCAAAUGUGGCAAACUUACAUUUGAAAAUAUACUUAAUGUUGAAAUUGAAUAAAGUUUCUGUCACAUUAGCUCUACGGUGGCCGUAUAGUGGCCGUAGCUUCACAAAACAUUUUUGGUGAAUUCACAUCGUACUGCUUAUCCCUAUAUU